GAGAUCGCGCCACUGCACUCUAGCCUGGGGGACAGAGCGAGACUCCGUCUCAAAAAAAAAAAAAAAAAAAGAAAUAAUUCUAGAUUCAGAGGCCGGGCGCGGUGGCUCACGCUUGUAAUCCCAGCACUUUGGGAGGCCGAGGCGGGCGGAUCCCGAGGUCAGGAGAUUGAGACCACGGUGAAACCCCGUCUCUACUAAAAAUACAAAAAAUUAGCCAGGCGUGGUGGCGGGCGCCUGUAGUCCCAACUACUAGGAGAGGCUGAGGCAGGAGAAUGGCGUGAACCCGGGAGGCGGGGCUUGCAGUGAGCCGAGAUCGCGCCACUGCACUCCAGCCUGGGUGACAGAGCGAGACUCCGUCUCAAAAAAAAAAUAAUAAUAAUUCUAGAUUCAGAAGAGAUUACAAAAUAUACAAAAGUUUCCUGAGUAUCCUUUGCUUAGCAUCAUCAAUGUUAUCUUACAUAACCAUAAUAAUAAAAACCACGGAGUUCUGCUCUUGUUGCCCAGGCUGGAGUGCAAUAGCAUGAUCUUGGCUCACUGCAACCCUGCCUCCCAGGUUCAAGCGAUUUUCCUGCCUCAGCCUCCUAAGUAGCUGGGAUUACAGGCACCCACCACCACGCUCGACUAAUUUUUGUAUUUUUAGUAGAGACGGGGUUUCACUAUGCUGGCCAGGCUGGCCUUGAACUCUUGACCCCAGGCGGUCCAUCCGCCUCAGCCUCCCAAAGUGCUGGGAUUAUAGGCAUGAGUCACCACACCCAGCCUCCUCUUGCUACCUCUUUAUACUCACACUGUCCUCCCAAUAUGACCCAUGGUAGCCACUGAUCCCAUCACUCUAAUUUUGUCAUUUCAAGAAUGCUAUUAAAAUGGAAUCGUAAGGUACGCAACCUUUGAGAUAGGGCUUUGUUCACUCAGCAAAUUACCCUCAAGAUCUAUCCAAGUUGUUGGGUAUCUAAAUAGUUUUAAUUUUUGUUACUGAGUUAGUAUUCUUUUAAAUGGAUGCACCAGGGUUUGUGUAUACAUUCACUGUUGAUGGACAUUUGGGUUGUUUCCAGUGUUUUGCUGUUAUAAAUAAAGAUGCUGUGACUAUUUGUGUACCUGAUAUUGUGCGAACAUAAGUUUUUAUAUAUUUGGGAUAGACACUGGGGUCAUGACUGCUGGUGAAUAUGGUAAAUGUGUUUAUAAGAAACGGCCAAACUCUUUCCCAGAGUGGCUGUACUAGUAUACAUUCCCACCACCAGUGUGUGAGCAUUCCAUUUGUUCCAUGCCCUUUCUAGCUCUUGGCAUUGCCAGUGUGCUUUAGCUUUCCUAUUAGGUGUGUGGCAGUAUAUGAUCAUGGCCUCAACUUACACAUCCCUAACAGAAAAUGACAUUCAGCAUCUCUACAUCCACUGAGAACCAUAUCAAGUAAAAUGGUAACUUUUGCUUCCAACCAGGAAACCCAAUUUUUAAAACUCAAAAGCAUAUUAUAUUUUAUAACAUAUUUACCCUUUCUGUUCCUUUUUCUUCAUUCCUGAUGUUAUAUUUCCUUUAGUUAUUUCCUUUUUAUGUGAACUUACUUAAUCAUUUCUCUUUGAGCAGGCUUGGUGGCAAAAAAUUACUAGUUUCCCUAGAAACAGGGUUCCUUUUUUCUCUAUCCAGAGUUAUUUCCCUGGAUCUAAUGAGAUUAAUCCACUUUAUAAAUGGCAAGUUCUCUUUAUAAAAGUAAUAGACAAUUGCCAUAGAGUAUUGUGGCAGAAUUCAAUCCCUGACUCCAUAUUGAGUAAUUUACUUCUUUGAAAAUAUUUUUUGAGCUUCAACACCAUGGCAGGCAUGUUGUAGACAAUGGAGACACAUCAAUGAACAAAACAGGCAAAGUGCUGGCUUUGAUAUGACAUACAGUCUGGUAAAGGAGACUGAGUAAGAUAAAUACAAAAUCGAAUUCAGAUAAGCGCUAGGAAGAAAUAUAAAGCCUAGUAAGUUCAUAGAUUGUAACCAGAGUUAUUUUAGGAAGAGUUCAGGGAAGGCUUUUCUGUGCAGAUAUAAUUUGAACCAAAGCCUAAAUAUACUGUGGGGAGACAGCCAUCAUAUUUUUAAGUCCAGAACACUAUAGAACUUUCUAAGUGUUUUCUUUGGGGUUCCUGCCUCAGCAUUCUCUGAGAAGCUUGUAAAAGAAGGCAAAUUCUUGAGUCAUUCCCCAGACUUUCCAAGCUGGAAUUUCUGGGGAUGGGGUUCAGAUUCUGCAUUUAUAAAAAGAGCCUUCUUAAAUUUGAACAUCUCUGCCCUAAACUGUGGAUUGGUGCUCCCAUCACCACUCCCACACUGUAACAGGAUGGAUUCAGGGCAGAUUGUCUCCAGCAAUGAAUCAGACAAAAGUGCUCCACCAACCAGGCCCUUGAAUCACCUUCCUUGUCCUGUGAAUCAGCACAGCCUGCCGUGGCAAAGUUGUAUCAGCUCACUCCUGGAAAUGAUCAGUGAGGGUCCCAUCAUGGGCUGCUCAUAGUGCUGUGGACCAGGUGCUAAACUUACCUACCAGAGAUUAACAUUCCAGAUGAACGGGGCUGAUAUUUAAUCCUGGAUGGAAUAUGUUAUAACACUUAAGAAAUUAUACGAACAUGAAAUUCUUAUUCUCUAGAAAUUACAAAACGUAAGUAAAAUGAAGAAAUUUUAAGUCACCAUAAUUGUAAGGAACAGUCAAAUAUUGUUAGUAUAUUCUCCAGAAUUUUUCAAAUGCAUGAGUAUAUUUUCUGAAAGAAAACAGCCUAUUUUGCAUUUAUCAUGCCAUGAACUUGUACAUCAUCAUACCUAAUUUUUUUCUAAGAUCAACAUGUUUUAUAAUAUAUUCAUGAUUAUGAUACAGAGAUAGUAAAACUAAGUAUAAAUUGGGAAUAUUUUUCAAGUAAAAACAUGGCAUUCUCUACCUAUGAACACAAACAAUAUUAAUUCGAACUAAAUGUCUUGUUUAACCAAUCACAAUUUUCCAAAAGAUGUUUAUGAUUUCUUCCAAUAACAAGAUCAUAAAAUAUAUACUAUCCUGCAGAUCAUUUUUUUGUCCUCUGACAAAUAUAGUUUUCUUUUUUAUAAAACAAUUGUAGUAUAUUCUUUUAAAUUUAUAUAUACUCUUACAGUUGAGCAGAUGUUCCAUAAUUUACCAAAGUAUUCAUCUCUCAUUGUAAUUCCCUUUUUCUUGUAAAUUACAAAAGUUGUGGUUAAUAUUAAGACAGCUUUUGACUAAAUGGCUUUUAGAAUUGCUGUGUCAAAGAAAACGAAAAAAUUAAAUUGGCUCUAGGUUGCCUUCCAAAAAUACAAUAUUUACUUAAAUCUUCUACAGUUACAACACCAACAUCUGCAAAAAUAGAACUAAUAUUUUUUAAGUGUGACUUUUCAAAAAAUCUGGAAACAUUGCAAAGUAGGAUGAUCGCAUUCUAAUAAUUUCAUAUUCUUAAGUGCCCCACUGUCAUCUUCCUUUACUUCUGGAAGGAAACAUGUAGAUAUUAACACAGUUGCACCUUCACCUCCUCAUCCCUUUCCCCACUGGCAGUAGGUUUAAUAGCAAGCCCCAUGUGGGUAUUAGCAUUUAAUGGAGCAUCACUCCUAUUCUCGGCUUCGUCCAUUCAGUCAGAGUCUAAUCUAACCUACAAAAGCCUUACCCAGUCCACAACACCCGCCCUAUCCCCAAAUCUAACACUUUCAGUGACCACUGGUUUUGGCAACUCUGUGACUGCUUCCUGGCCAGCACCGUGGCUUCUUCAAACCUUGUUUAUUUUUCCAAAUUGUCCUGGAUAUGAGCAUCUUCUCUGCCCUACGGCUGCUGCCUUCCUCUAAGAUGGCCGUGCCCGUGGUGCUCCAGCUAAGGCUCCACUCUCAGCUAUAAUGGGCACAAAGGGUGCCGCCAUCUUUUUUCCCCACAGCAGGCUGAAUAGAAUGCCACUGCGCCGUGUUGGCCUUGGCUGGGCACCCGACUCUUGAGUGUCCCUUGCAACGAAGAGAGAAAGGCACUGAGGUGGCUAAGAGUGAUUCCCACAGCCAUUAUGGCCGCUCCUGUCAGAAACGCUGCGAUAGGCGCAGCCCUGUGACCUCAUAGAGCGGCGCCCGCAGUCUGAACUUGCGAUCCCGGGCAGGCUCCGUGGUCCUUGCCUCACUUCAUCUUCUUCACCGCUCAGCUUCUCGUAGGCCGCGCAGGAGCGCGUCUGAAUAGGAAGCGUUUUCGGACGUGGAUGCGGCGUUUUGUCGCUGCCGGUGGUGUCUGGAGAGGUUCGGGCUCGGGUGAGUCGAGUUCUGGGCAUGGACUCGCGGCCUGUGGGUCUGUGUACCGAUGUCCUCAGGUCCUGGCUCCCAGAAGCAAGAUAACUCAAGUGAAGCAAUGAAGGAAGAAGAAGGAGGUUGCUGGCCUUGGAUAUCAUAAUUUCUGGGGACAACUUUAAGUGGACACUAAUAUUUCUGACUAGGAAAACUUCAAAAACUUCAUGGCAAAUGCAGAAGAGACAAAGACGUAUAGUCCAUGUUAUCCACUAUUUUCUGAGCACAGAAGAAAAUGAUCAAGACCCAGGAAUCACUGUCCCUGGAGGAUGUGGCUGUGGAAUUCAGCUGGGAGGAGUGGCAGCUCCUGGACACUGCUCAGAAGAACCUGUACCGGGAUGUGAUGGUGGAGAACUAUAACCACCUAGUAUCACUGGGGUAUCAAACUAGCAAACCAGAUGUACUCUCCAAGUUGGCCCAUGGACAAGAACCAUGGAUAACAGAUGCUAAAAUCCAGAAUAAAAAUUGUCCAGGAAUCAGGAAAGUUGACAGUCAUCUGCAAGAGCACUCUCCAAACCAAAGAUUUCUGAAGAGUGUGCAGCAAUGCAAUGGACAGAAUACACUUAGAAAUAUUGUACAUCUCAGCAAGACACAUUUUCCUAUGGUGCAAAAUCAUGAUACAUUUGACUUGUACAGAAAAAAAUUGAAAUCAAGUUUAAUCAACCAGAAGAGAAGACAUGGAAUAAAUAACCCUGUUGAGUUUAUUGGAGGUGAGAAAACGCUUCUACAUGGUAAGCAUGAAUGUACGCAUACUAAAACUAGAUUUUCUGAAAAUGCAAAAUGCAUCCAUACUAAAUUCCAAGUCUUCAAGCAUCAGAGGACUCAGAAAAUUGAGAAACCCCAUGCAUGCAUUGAAUGUGAGCAAACCUUCCUUAGGAAGUCUCAGCUCAUUUACCAGGAGAACAUUUGUAUACAAGAGAAUCCUGGAAGUGGUCAAUGUGAGAAAUUAUCCAGAAGUGUCCUGUUCAAUAAGUAUCUGAAAACUAAUAUAAGAGACAAAAUCUGUAUACCCAAUGAAUAUAGAAAAGGCUCUACUGUGAAGAGUAGGCUCAUUACACAUCAACAAACCCAUACAGAAGAGAAAUCCUAUAUGUGCAGUGAGUGUGGAAAGGGCUUUACAAUGAAGCGCUAUCUAAUUGCUCAUCAGCGAACUCAUAGUGGAGAGAAACCUUACGUGUGCGAUGAAUGUGGAAAAGGUUUCACUGUGAAGAGCAAUCUCAUUGUACAUCAGCGAACUCAUACAGGGGAGAAACCCUAUAUAUGCAGUGAAUGUGGAAAAGGCUUCACCAUGAAGCGCUAUCUUGUUGUACAUCAGCGAACUCACACUGGAGAGAAACCCUAUAUGUGCAGUGAAUGUGGAAAAGGCUUUACCGUGAAGAGCAAUCUCAUUGUACAUCAGCGCUCCCAUACAGGAGAAAAAUCUUACGUAUGCAGUGAAUGUGGAAAAGGCUUCACUGUCAAACGCACUCUCAUUAUACAUCAGCGAACUCAUACAGGAGAGAAAUCUUACAUAUGCAAUGAAUGUGGUAAAGGCUUCACCACAAAGCGCACUCUUAUUAUACAUCAGCGAACUCAUACAGGAGAAAAACCCUAUGAAUGCAAUGAAUGUGGUAAAGCCUUCAGCCAGAAAAUAUGCCUCAUACAACAUGAGAGAUGUCAUACAGGAAAGACUCCCUUUGUAUGUACCGAGUGCGGAAAAUCCUAUUCACACAAAUAUGGCCUCAUUACUCAUCAGAGAAUUCACACAGGAGAGAAACCUUAUGAGUGCAAUGAAUGUGGAAAAGCCUUCACCACAAAGUCAGUACUCAAUGUACAUCAAAGAACGCAUACAGGAGAGAGGCCGUAUGGAUGCAGUGAUUGUGAGAAAGCCUUCUCCCACUUAUCAAACCUUGUCAAACAUAAGAAAAUGCACACAAGAGAAAUGGGUAGAAUCAGUCAAGUUGAAAACUCCUGUAAUGGAGAGUCACAGCUCCUUCCUUAUAAGUGAACUCAUGCAGAAGAAAACCCUACUAGUACAGUGACUAUGGAAAUGGCUUUUGUGGCAACUCAGACUUCAUUAAUCAGUGUGUUUCUAGCCACUUGGAACAUAAACAUGGUGCUGCCUGUUGACAGAUGUGUGUCUGUCCUCAGGAGGUGAAAUAAUUUGCCCUAGAGAUCAACUUGAUGAAUACAGUAAAUAAGGUAGUGCCUUUAGUGGUCUUUUACCUCAUAUUUUCUGUCAAUGAAAACACGUUGAAUAAACUAUAUUAAUGUGGAGAUGUUUUGAGCAAUAAUUUCUGCUCAUAUGUCUGAAAAGUAUACAGAGAUAAAUUCUGUGAAUACAAAGACUAGGAAAAGUCUUCCGUGGAAAGAUAGACUUUAUAAUCAGGUUUCCUCAUAGAUUUCAACGUAAGUGAGCUUAUUGUUGAUAGGAACAUGAUGACCAUGACAAAGUCUUUACCCAGAAAUAUGACCUCAGUGAGUGUCAAAGUUUACACUGGAGAAUAACUUUAAGGUGACAGUAUUAACGGCAGGAUUUCAGUGAUGCACUCUGCUUCAUCAUUUGUCAGGAGAUCACAUAGAAAGUAAAAUUGUUCCGAACAUACUAUCAAAUAAAUGUGGGACACCUUUAGCAAACUAUCAAGAGCUCAUGAAGGCAUGAAAUGUGGUGAAAAUGAUGAAUAUCUGAGUGCUUUUUCUCAAUACGUAUAACCUUAAACAUCAGCUAAUACACCUGGUGUGCAUUUUCAGACAGGAUACCUUAAUCCUCAUUUCUACUUGCCUUGCCAAUGACUCCAUAAUAUACUGUCUCAUUACUGUUUAUUUUUACUGUUUUGUAAAAUUGUGGUAUAAUAAGAAAUACAUUUGGUCUUUGUUCCUGGUUCCUGGCACAGAGCUCCUAAAACCCUUAGAAUUUCAUGAGUGAUAGGAGUGUUUUUUUUUGUUUUGUUUUGUUUUUGCUGUUGUUAUUCAUAGCACUGCCCUUUUAAUUACACCUGAUUAUACUACUGAGGUGACUUAUGGUUGGUCCCCUAGACAGCCUCAGAAUGGGGCUGUUCCCUAGGAAGAUCAAGUAACUAGAGGAUGGAAACUUUGUGCCCCAUUUCUCCCACCUCCUGGAAGGGGAGGGGUACUGGAGAUUAGAUUAGACAAUGAGAUUAAGGGAACUCCAAAUAGCCCAGAAGGGUGGUGCACCCCCAACUUCAUAGGGAUGGAGGCUCCUGAGAUUAGGAGAACCCUUUUUAGGCUCUACUCUAUGUACCUCUUCAUUUAAGUGUUCAUUUGUAUCCUUUAUAACCAGUAAAACAAAGUACGCUGUUUUCUUGAGUUUUGUGAACCCUGUAGCAAAUUAUCAAACCUGAGUAGGGGUAGUGGGAACCCGGAAUUUAUCACCAUUCAGAACUGCAGGUUGUCCUUGUGAGUGGCAUCUGAUGUGGGGGAAGUCUUGGACUGAGCCCCUUUAACUUGUGGAGUCUGCACUAACUUGGAGAAGUUAAUGUCAGAAUUGAAUUGUAGAACACCCAGUUGGUGUGGGAGAAUUAGAGAAUUUAUUGGUGUCAGAAAAUACUCCAGAACAACCACCCCAUAUUAUGAUUAGCUCUUUUCCUUUCUUUGGCUCUAAGCUUAAUUGUACGUUAAGCAAACUUAAGUAGUUUAAAAAGAAACUGAAUAUGUUAAAUAUAUUAACAUAACAACAUAUUUGGACUUGCUUAACUAAGAUUAUAGAGAUGAUCAGUUUAUAAAACCACCUUCAACUUAAAUAAAUUUGAACUCAAAAGAAAUUGCAAAACUAGUCUAGAGGCUUUGCUUGUGUCCUUCAACUAAUUUCUAGUAAUGGUUACAUUAUUAAUUAAUGUAAUAUCCUACAUAACCAUAAUUAUCAAAACCAUAAAAACAACAUUGGUAGGAUACUAUAAAGUAAACUAAUCUUAUUUGGGAUUUGACUAAUUUUUAUGUUUUUUUCUUUUUUAGUUUGUACUCUAAGAAGUUGUAUUACAUGUAUAGAUUUGUGUAACCACUGCAACCACAUAAAACUAAUGAACACAAAGUCCCUCAUGCUACGUUUUAUGCUUACACUCCAUCCAAACCUAACUCUGCCAACCACUUUUCUCCUAUCAGUACAAUUUCAUAAUUUCAUGAAUGUGAUAAAAAUAAAAUUGUUUUUGUAAAUGGUUUUUAUAAAUUUUAUAUAAAUAAGUUAUAUGAAUUUUCAUUGAUAGAGAGUAUGUAAGCUUUUGGCAUGUUUGCCACUCAGCAAAUUACUCCUAAGGUUUAUAUGAGUUGAUGAAUCGUUGUUUUAUUAUUAUUUUUUUACCACCAUGUAUCUCACCAGAUGAAAGUUGUUUAUAUUAGAGAGUAGUAUACAUAUUUGAUGUACUAGUUUAUCCAUUCACCUAUGAGAUAUAUUUGCACUGUUUUCCUGGUUUUAAGUGCUAUAAAUAAAGAUGCUGUGAAAUCUA
Molecule: messenger RNA, 8711 nt
Organism: Symphalangus syndactylus (siamang)
Lineage: Eukaryota; Metazoa; Chordata; Mammalia; Primates; Hylobatidae
Gene: ZNF614
Product: zinc finger protein 614
Biological process (GO): regulation of transcription by RNA polymerase II
Cellular component (GO): nucleus
Molecular function (GO): DNA-binding transcription factor activity, RNA polymerase II-specific; RNA polymerase II cis-regulatory region sequence-specific DNA binding
Source: RefSeq, a predicted model, not a curated record